CCUCUUAAUAUAGCCUACUUCUCGCCGUUAAAGCGCGCGUAUACUAAUGCUAUCUUAGUCUUAGUACGUAAUUUUAUCUACUAUAUUAGCAAAGAAACCUUCCUACUAGCUUUGAGAAAUGCCUAUUAUAAGGCUAUUACGCUAGAGAAUAUCUAUAGAGAGUUUUAA
Bipolaris sorokiniana ND90Pr is the source of this 168-nucleotide messenger RNA. RefSeq lists its product as uncharacterized. The transcript has a single exon. The record is from RefSeq and is a predicted model, not a curated record. NCBI's taxonomy places the organism in Eukaryota, Fungi, Ascomycota, Dothideomycetes, Pleosporales, Pleosporaceae. The annotation marks the transcript as partial.